Messenger RNA from Phaedon cochleariae (mustard beetle), 2736 nucleotides. Lineage: Eukaryota; Metazoa; Arthropoda; Insecta; Coleoptera; Chrysomelidae. The record is from the annotation of a GenBank genome assembly.
AUUUCUUAUUCUCGUCGGGAUCUUCAUUCAUUUCGCGAUUUUGACAACACAAUGACCGAUUCACCAAUACAAAAUUUUUACAAAUCUAGCAAUGUGUUCAUAACAGGAGGAACUGGAUUCAUGGGUUCAAUCCUGGUUGAGAAAAUACUCAGCACCACAGAAACUUCCACUUUGUAUAUGCUGGUUAGGAAGAAGAAAGAUCAAUGUGCUCAACAAGUUCUGGAUAAAUUAUUCGAAAAUAAAAUCUUUGAAAAACUGAAGAUAGCUUGCCCAACAUUUCGAGAUAGAGUGCAUCCCAUAUCUGGAGAUUGCUCCGUAUCCGGUUUCGGACUUGCAGACCAAGAUCGAGAAGAGCUGUUAGCGAAAACUAAUGUUAUUUUCCAUAUGGCUGCAACAGUCAGAUUCAAUGCAAAUCUGAAAGAGGCUUACGCUAUCAAUUUCAAUGGUGCUAGAGAAAUCGUCAUCAUGGCUAAAUCAAUGAAAAAUUUGAAGGCACUGGUCCACGUAUCCACUGCAUAUUCAAAUUUUCCAAGGAAAAUCAUCGAGGAAAAAAUAUACGACUUUCCAUAUUCUUAUGAAGGAGUUUCUUCAGUCAUAAAUGCAUUGAAUGACUCAGAUAUUGAAAAACUAACCCCAAAAUUGAUUGGAUCCUGGCCCAAUACUUAUACUUUCACAAAAGGGCUGGCAGAGUCAUUUAUCAAGGAAGCUGGAAGCGAUAUACCUGUAGCAAUUUUCAGACCAUCCAUAGUCAUGCCAACAUACAAAGAACCUCUGGAAGGAUGGACUAAUAACCUCAAUGGGCCAGUUGGAAUUUCCCUCGGAGUAGUGUCAGGAACGUUGAACGUGAUGCCUUAUCAUGUUGGGAAUAACAUGGCAGACAUAAUUCCUGUAGAUUCGUGUAUAGCAGGACUGAUAGCUGCUGCUUGGGAUGUAUCCACGAAAUUCAAUAGGUGCCAAGAAAAUGUAGCUGUGUACAAUUUCGUAAGUGGCAACGAUAAUCCAAUCAGUUGGAAAGAAAUCAUGAACAUGACGGCGGUCCAAGCAAAACGGCAACUGACAAAUGAAUCUCGCGGAAGAAUUAUGGUGAUAUAUCCUUCAAACAUUAUCAUGUUCUGGAUUUUAAUGGUAUCGCUACAUUUGAUUCCUGCUCUUCUUCAUGAUAUCUACGCCGUUUUCGUCAACAAAAAGUUCAGGAUGUUACGCUUAUACAAGAGAUAUCUAAAUGGCUACCCUUUGGUGUAUCCAUUCCAUUCAAGAACAUGGACCUUCACAAACCAAAACGUUAAAGAAAUGUGGAAGAAGAUGGAUCAGAGAGAUCGAGUUCUGUUUCCUCUUUCUCUUGCAAUUGUAAACUGGGAAACAUAUUUCGAACGUUAUGUCAAGGGUCUGCACCAGAUUAGCAGGUCAAAAACUAUCAAGGAGCCAGUACCAGUUGGAAAACACAAAAGGUUCCAUUUAUUACGUCAACUUUUGAAAACUGCGCUCGUCUUCUUCCUGUGCACUAUUUUCAUGGACAUGAAAAUAUGUUGAGGGCCAAAUUCUACUGGAAGAAAGAAGCGAAAGAAAUAUAGAUCUGUUUGUUAUUUAUUACUAAGCCUAAUAAGAUUCCUAUGAUAAGUAGAUACAUAAGUUCUUGGAUAUAGGUAUCUGUGUAAUAUAAUGAAUCAAUACGGAAAUAUUUUGUUGAAUCAUGAAGUUAUAUAGAGGUAAGUUUUAAAUCAGAACAUUCGUUAUAUUCGAAUCUGCCUGUACAAUUGAUGUUCUAAUAUAUUAUAUAUUUUUUGAUAGACUGUCAUUCAACUUCAACCUGGAAAGAGGUGAUCGACAAAAAUCAAGGAUAUUUUUGAACGAAAAAGACAUUAUUUCUGUAUAUAGUGCACAAAAUGCUACUUUGGUGAUCUAGAUUUUAUUUUUUGCACGAGGAGCAGCCGAGUUUAAAAAAUAUUCGAGAUGAUCAAAGUAUUUUGCGCACGAGUUGCAAACAGCAUUUUUUUGCAAACAUAAAAAAAUAGUUAUAAACUUCUAAUAUGCUCAGCGUAAUACAAAAAAUAGUUUUGAACUGGCUUAAAAUGUCUCUCCCUACCCUUCCUGGGUACCCACGACGUUCCACGAAUAUUAUAGGAAUUUCCUUUCGUGCUCUCCAAGAGAAAAAAAAAUCAAAGUCAAACAUUCAGAAAAAAAUGGUUUCUUGGAUGUUUGCUCGAUUAGGAAACAUAGGAUUUGAAUACAAAAAUCUCAUAUAGCUUACAUACAUUGCGCGAAGUAUAUGUACUUCGUGAUGCAUCGUUUUACUUCGCACAGUGCUUCACAAAUGAUGUCGUGGUAACGUAGGAGACUGAAAAAAAAGGUGUCACUUCGCAAUUCGUUAUCAAUGCGCGGACCUUAUGUCAUUGCUUGACGUUUGUUGAAAAUAGUUAUUUUCCUAACAAGUGCGCAAAGUUUCACCUUUCCGCACACAAAUACAGUUAGGCGAACGACGCGGAGCGGAGUUCGAAUAAGUUUUUGCGUGCGGAAAAGACACUUUGUGCACGUGUUAAGAACAACUUUUUUCCUACGAGUUUCAUAUCAAAUAAAAAGGAGAAUAAAAAAAAUUAUAACUUAUUGAAAAAUGUAACUAUACAACAAUCAUUUAUAACAAUAAAAUAUAAUGAUAGAAAAUCACAUUUUUCCUACGAGCUCCAUAUCAGAUGAGGAAUAGCUGAACAACAAACAAUUACUUAUCAAUAAAAUACAGGG